AUUUAUAUUUAUAAAAAAAAAAAAGAUAACGCGAGAAGCACACAGAACAUACGAGAUAAAGAAAAUGGGAGUGGUGUGCGCGACCAACUCUUGUUCGUCUUCUCUGUGGACUUGGAAGAAACGUUCCUGCUUUUAUUCGAAUCGCAAUACAAAUUUCUCCAAGCGGAGGGUUGUGAAGGCCUUCUUCUUCGAUCCCAAUCAAGUGCCCAUCCUCAAUCAAGCUGUUAAGGAGCCAGUAGCCUUCAUGGGUGGGGUGUUUGCUGGGAUUUUAAGGCUUGAUUUGAAUGAAGAUCCAUUGAAGGAAUGGGUGGUUAGAACUGUGGAAGCCUCUAAUAUCAGUGAGGAUGAGAUUUCUGCUGAAGGGUCCCAAGAGGAAGAAGACGCCCCUCAACAGAUCCAGAUUGAAUGAAACCUAAAUCCCAUGUUUC
Molecule: messenger RNA, 428 nt
Organism: Hibiscus syriacus
Lineage: Eukaryota; Viridiplantae; Streptophyta; Magnoliopsida; Malvales; Malvaceae
Product: UPF0426 protein At1g28150, chloroplastic-like
Exons: 3
Coding region: 65-409 (114 amino acids)
Source: RefSeq, a predicted model, not a curated record